Eptesicus fuscus (big brown bat) is the source of this 4275-nucleotide messenger RNA. It is a transcript of the gene IFT54, whose product is annotated as TRAF3 interacting protein 1. Gene Ontology annotation, biological process: intraciliary transport; cilium assembly; regulation of microtubule cytoskeleton organization. Gene Ontology annotation, molecular function: microtubule binding. Bases 64 to 2226 code for a protein of 720 amino acids. NCBI's taxonomy places the organism in Eukaryota, Metazoa, Chordata, Mammalia, Chiroptera, Vespertilionidae. Gene Ontology annotation, cellular component: ciliary basal body; intraciliary transport particle B; axoneme. The record is from RefSeq and is a predicted model, not a curated record. The transcript is spliced from 17 exons.
GCAGGGCGGCGGGGCGGCGGGGCUGAGGCUCGGCGGGCCGGCCGGGGUGCGGACGGCGCCGCCAUGAACGCGGCGGUGGUGAAGCGGACGCAGGAGGCUCUGGGGAGGGUGAUUCGGAGGCCGCCGCUGACGGAGAAGCUGCUGAGCAAGCCCCCGUUCCGCUACCUGCACGACAUCAUCACUGAGGUGAUUCGGAUGACUGGCUUCAUGAAGGGCCUGUACACAGAUGCCGAGAUGAAGUCAGAUAAUGUGAAGGAUAAAGACGCAAAAAUUAGCUUCCUUCAGAAGGCCAUAGACGUGGUGGUGAUGGUCACGGGAGAGCCAUUGUCGGCGAAGCCAGCCCGGAUCGUGGCGGGGCACGAGCCUGAGAGAACAAACGAGCUGCUCCAGAGAAUUGGAAAGUGCUGCCUCAGCAAGCUGUCCAGCGAUGAUGCGGUGAAGAGAGUGCUAGCUGGAGAGAAGGACGUGAAGGGAAGGGCCUCACUGACGUCGAAACCUCAAGAACCGGACAACAGGAAUAUGAGAGAAGAGGAGCCCAGGGUUCCUAAAGAUGAAGAGGGUAGAAGAAAUUCUGAAAUAAAUGAGGGAAGUACAAGCAGAGAUCGCAAACAAAAUGAAGAAUUGAAAGAAGAAAGCAAACAGAGGGAAAAAGAAAGGGACAAGGAGAAGACCAAGGAGAAUGACCGUGAUCGACAUAAAGACUCUGAGAGAGACAAGGGCCGCGAAGGGGAGAGAGAGAGGACCAGAACCAGGGCCAGGCCUGACAGGGACAGAGACAGAGGCAACAGGGACCGGGACAAGGAUUUGGACCGUGCGCGCGAGAGGAAAAACGAGGGAGGAAAAGAAAAGGAGCGGUGGAAAGACAGGGAGAAGGAGCGUGAACGCGACAAGGGCAGGGACAGGGAUAGGGACAGGCGGAGGGUGAAAAACGGGGAGCAUGCCCGGGACCCUGUCAAGGAAAAGAGCCGAGAGCAUGAUAAACCGGAGAAGAAGUCAUCAAGCUCCGGGGAGGUGUCUAAAAAGUUGUCAGAUGGAUCUUUUAAAGACUCCAAAGCUGAAACAGAGCCACAAGACGGGAGGAGCGCACAGCGUGGGCUGCAGGCCGGAGGGCCCUGUUCAGCUUGUCGUAGGAGCGAUGAUUUGAGUGGCUUACUGCCUGGACACACAGCUGGGGUGUGCAAUCCUCCGGUCUCCUGUGUGGACCCCUGGGCUUCCUUAAAGCUUCAUUUGACUGAGGUUUCCAGUAGAGCAUCCAGGUCAAUGGCAACAAAGACAUCAAAACGGCGAUCUAAAACCUCCAUGGAAGGACCGACAGAAGCUAAUACUAACUCAGCUAGUGUUUCAGAUGGUAACUCAUCUAAUCUGUGGAGAGACAACCCUGAGCCAGAACCAGCAGUGAAGCAGAAAGGUGAUUCCCCUGGUGUUUCAGAAGGAGAAGUGGGACCCAUCAGCCAGGAGAAGUCAGAGGUGCCCGAGAACCCUGAGGUCCCCCCUGAGCUCCCGUCCGGCGCCAGAAGAAUUCCUCGGCCUGGGAGUGCCAGGCCAGCGCCUCCCCGAGUGAAACGACAAGACAGUUCGGAGGUGUUAACAGCGGACAGGACAGGAAGUGGUCAAACCGUCUCCAAUGUGAUUGUCGACCUGCAGAACUCUGAGAACGACGAGGACGACCAGUUCGUGGUGGAGGCUGCGCCCCCGCUCUCUGAGGUCUCAGAACUCGAAGUGGUACACGCAGUGGAAUUGGAGGAAGAUGAGAAGCACGGAGGACUCGUCAAAAAGAUUCUGGAGACAAAGAAGGAUUAUGAGAAGCUGCAGCUGUCACCCAAACCUGGAGAGAAGGAGAGGUCCCUUGCCUUGGAGUCAGCAUGGAAGAAGGAGAAGGACAUCGUUUCCAAGGAGAUAGAGAAGCUUCGCCUGUCCAUCCAGACACUGUGCAAGAGUGCGCUGCCCCUGGGCAAAAUCAUGGACUACCUCCAGGAGGACGCUGACGCCAUGCAAAACGAGCUGCAGCUGUGGCAUCAUGAGAACCAGGAGCAUGCUGAGGCCCUGCAGAAGGAGCAGAGUAUCACGGACAGUGCCGUGGAACCCUUGAAGGUGGAGCUGGCGGAGCUGGAGCAGCUGAUUAAAGACCAGCAGGACAAGAUCUGUGCCGUGAAGGCCAACAUCCUGAAGAACGAGGAGAAAAUUCAGAAAAUGGUGUACAGUAUCAAUCUGAGUUCAAGAAGGUGAAAGCUAAAAAAUUUCAAAGAUUUGAAGUCAUCCUCAGUUUGAAAAUAAAAAGGCAGAUAGAACAUCAUUUCUCUUUAACUCAAUUUGCAAAAAAAAAAAAAAAGAACAAUUUAUAAUGUUAUCCAACUAAUUUUCAGAGCUUUCAAAACAGUAGGCACAUUCAGUGUAUAACAAGACCAUGUUUUCUACCUUCCUCGGGCUAGACUGCUCAUUAGUUAUAAACAGCUCUUCCAAACACCUGUGUGGGGAUUGCUUUGCAGGCAUGUUCUGUCCGCAGCAGCCUGUGGAGGUUAGUUCUGUACUGAAGUUCUCUGGCAGGAGUGCUGUUGGCGAACAGUGGUCAUAGAUUUCAGUUUUCAGGUUUUGUGAGGACUUCUGCAGGUCAGACACUGGAGGAAGGAUGACUAUACUUUUUGAGGCACUUUAUAAAUAGAAUGAGGCCUGAACAUGAACGGAUUAUAUUUUUAAUCCAUUUGCACUUGAAAAGGGUUAAUUCAGCCUAUAUUUUUAUAAGGAUGCAGGUGAACUCUUUUUAAAACCUCUUCAUAAUUGUAUCUAAUUCUUUAUGUAAUUUUCUUAUUGGUUCCUGUUAUCUUUUGCUUGUGUUUCUAACCCAUAAAGUUCAUACAUGUAAGAAGGCGAUUUCAAUGUGGCCAUCAUGACAUUGUCUGGACACGAGUUUGUCCCGGCCAUCCUCACUUUCUCUGCAUCGGCCCUGCGCUUCCCCAGAUGGGUGCUUGUGUGGCUCUGCAGGAGGCCUGCUCUCCCAGGCCCGGCAGCACGUCUUCCCUUCCGACAGGUCUGUGCACCUGUGUACCCGAGAGAUGGAUAGUUUAGGGCAGUGGUCGGCAAACUCAUUAGUCAACAGAGCUGCAAACCGCAUGUGGCUCGUGAGCCACAGUUUGCCGACCACUGGUUUAGGGGAAUCUAAUAAAGAAAAACUUAAAAGGAGGCAUGAUUUACCAAUUUUUUUGAUAUGACCUUUUUAUGGGGGGAGGAAAUUAUUUUUUAAAGCCAAUUUUUAUUUUAAACAUGGUUUAUAUUUAGUUUUUCAUUUACAUACAAUACUGUACAUGUUUUCCAGUUUGUAUGUAAAGGGUUUCACCAUUCAGAGAUGUACUUACUGGUCCUGAUACUUUUAUUUCUAGAUGCUGUAUUUAUUAUGUAAACCAAGGAGUGCCGGUUAAGUGUUGGAAUUGCCUGAGGAAGUUUUGUUUCUCUGAGGGUUAACACAAAUGGCACAGCUUGGAUUUUUCUUAGUGUGAUUUCCAAAAUAAAUCUUUUACUAAGGUAGUUAUAUGAUUUUCUAAGCUGAGUAAGUUCAAGAUCAGAUUACCAAGAUCUGCCAUUUAGAAACACUGGUCUUUUUCUCCUUUCUAAAGUGCACCGUAAAGUUCUGUUUGAUCUGAUUAUACUAAAUAGUUUAUUGGAGGUGGGGAGGCAUUCUAGCUACUAGUCCUUCAUAUACGUACAAUUUGUUUUCUACUGAAUUGAAUGGCUUAGCCACAAUCCCGAAUGGCCCUAUUUGGCUUCAAGUUAAGAUGUCUGCCCUUUAUGAAUUUGUAUAUAUGACUAGAAUUUUUGUUGCAAAAAAUUACAUACAUUGUAUGUGGGUAAAAUUUUGUAUGAAGUAGUCUUUCAAAUUGUACCAUAAAAUUUAUUUUUUCUUUUAUACAUAAAUCAUUAAAAAUAAUCAUAUUUUUUCUAUAAGUGUAUGGGUUGUGCAAUUCAGUUCAUACCUGGAAGAAAUUUACAAGCAUUUUUAUUUUUAAAAUUUUUGAAUGUCCUUUUUUUCUUUGAAGAAAGUUCAGGGAAAUGCACCUUUUCAUUCAUAUUGUGACAUUUGCUUCUUUUCUGUAUAAAUUGAAGUUUUAUAAGACAAAUAAGCAUUUAUCAAAUUUUAGGAUCAUUCAUGAAGCUUUAGGAAGUCUCUGAUUAUAACUGUGUCUUUUGGAUGAGUUAAAUCCUGGUGUUACUUACUAUUUUGAUAAACUACACAAAUGGGAUUAUUAAAUGUUUUCUCUACUUUGGUUUAUAAGUUUUCAGGAA